AGCCAAAGAAAGGUGAAGCUAAACAAAAGGGUAGCAUGUAGAUAGCAUUUAUUUAAAUAAUAGUGAAAUAUAAGUAAAUACUUAAAUUUUGCAAGUAUUUAUGUGAUACAACAAAGUGAGAUCAAUUGUUGUGACAAUAGUGCGUCCUGUUAGUCAAUAAAAUGAAGCACAAUGCAUCGUGUAAUGGUGGCCAUUAGGAGUAAUAAUUAUGUAUAUUGGCAUACUUACUGUUUUACGAACCAUCAAUGAUACGUCUUAACUCGAACUGCGGUGUGUGUUUGUGUGAAGUUUUAUCUGAACACUAUGUAUACGAGACUGUUUAUAUUAUGUGAGUGAGACAUUUCAACCCAGUGUAAAUAUAACAUUAUCAUGGCCCAGAACCAAGGGGAGGUUCAAGUGACACCGAACCAACCCGUGAAAGAUAAAGAUAUUUACGCGUGCUUGCCAGACAUACGGACCAACGGGCCACUCGGGCCCGACGAACCGUGUCCUGGAGGCGAGGAGUUGAGAUGGUUGCCUGCCCAGGCUACCGACCGCGACUUGGUAAUGUACUUGAGAGCCGCUCGCUCGAUGGCAGCGUUUGCAGGCAUGUGUGACGGAGGAUCUCCAGAUGACGGCUGCGUAGCAGCAAGCCGGGAUGAUACCACUAUCAAUGCUUUAGAUGUCCUACAUGAUUCAGGCUAUGAUCCUGGAAGGGCACUUCAGGCUCUUGUCAAGUGCCCUGUCCCUAAGGGAAUUGAGAAAAAGUGGUCCGAGGAGGAAUCCAAAAGAUUCGUGAAAGGUAUCCGGCAAUUCGGUAAGAAUUUCUAUAAAAUUAAAAAGGACUUAUUACCCCAUAAAGACACUUCUGAGCUAGUUGAGUUCUAUUAUUUGUGGAAAAAGACCCCAGGUGCUAGUAGUAAUAGGCCUCAUAGGCGUCGUCGCCAGGCCUCCUUGAGAAGAGUAAGAAAUACACGGAAUUCUCGCGCGGGAACACCCAAGGAGCCAACACCUGAAGCUACACCUACUGUGCCUGAAACAAAUGGUUCCAGGCCUUCGCCCAACCCCAAAGAAACAGGAGAAAUGAGUUCAGUCACUGAGGAUGAAAACUCAGAAGACGACAGUGACUCUAGAGAUGCGGGAGACUUGGCAAAAGUUGACAAUGGCAGAGUUGACAAUCCUGAAGAUUCACCGAGUAGAAUGAGAACUAGAAAUAAAUCUAAGGAACAAACUACUCCAAAUGGAAAGAAAGGACAAGAUGAAAGUGAUAAUGAUGCAAAAUCUAAGAAACCUGUUAAGCCAAACCCACAAAGUACAAAUAACAAUGUACCUACAGAAAAAGUUUUAUCAUCACCUGUCAGUAAAGAAAUUAAAAAGAAAGUUGUGAACGGUAAAGUUGAUGUUUCUAAAGUUAAAAAGCGUCUUCCAGAUGAUACAAAGCCUGAGGGUAUUAUGGAUGGGGAUGUCCAAAUGAAGAAAAAGAAAGCAGAAGAACCGCCAGAAAGUCCAUCAGAGAGCUUAACUAAUGAUAGCUUUUCUGCAAUGGAUGAAACUGAAAGUCAUGAACCAGAAGCUGAGGCUUGUGACUUCAGUUUUAGUAAACCUGACAAAGAAAAUCAAGAGCAAAAUAAAGAACCUGAACCUGAGCCUCCUAAGCCCAUGGAAUCACAGAUUAAGGCAGAAAUUAAUGAACCUACUAUUAAAGCAGAAAAAGACACAUUGCCUCCAUUAUUCAAAGUGGUACCUGAUAAAGAUGACAGGAAUGCUUUAGACUUGAAAACAGAUUCAAAUCAACAAGGCCCUAAGAAUCUAGAAAAUAUGGAGCCUAGACCACUGUCAUUAUUUUCCAAAACUGAACUUAUUAUACCCAAAGUUACCCCAAUGUCUACAGAUGUUAUAGAAAAGAUUAAAAUAAAAGAAGAAAUAGAUACAGAGGAACAAACACUGAAUUUGCAAAAAGAUGAAUACCCAAAAGAUCCACUUGCACACAAUUUUUCUGGGCAUGUGUUGAGUCAAUCCAGCAAACCUCUGAAUUUAGAAAACUCAAACUUUUUUGUCAAGGAUAAUCAUAUUUAUAAUCCCAAACUCAGUCAUAACAUAAAAAUUGAAGGAGUUCCAAAUAAUAUUUUUAAUCCAGCCAAUAUGACAAAAGACAAUUCAAUCAUAAGAAAUACAAAAGAUUUCACAGGGGGUAUGAUGCCAUCGUUUUCAUAUCCCACAAAUGUUAGUUUUGCCAAUGAUCCUAACAAACAUAAUCCUCAUUUAAAUCCAUUAAAAACUGUCAUAAAAUUAGAGCCAAGAGAUGAAACAAGUGAGAUGAAAAACCAAAACACACCUGAAAUAUUCACAGCUACCAUAUCAGCAAACAACAAAGUAGAUUCCCCAAGUGCUCCAAGAUUAGACUCAAUGCAAAGAAUUAGCCCAUCACCAACAAAUCCUCGCGCUUCUUCUCCACCACACAUGGAACACCCAGUUACUUCAAAUACAGAACCCAUUUCUCCUGCAAAUGCUCAAGAAAUGAAAUCUCAUGAAUCUGAUAUUGAAGACAAACAGCCUGCUGAUUUAAAAACCCAACACACACCUAAAGUUGACAAUCAAAACACUCAUUUGAGGCAACCACUGUUUCAACCACCGAUCAGGCCAGAAAAUCAUGGAGUUAGGUCUAAUGAGGCUUCUAACAUUCCUGUAUCUGGACAAAAUAUGCCACCUCCAGCUCUCAGUCAAUCAUCAAUUACAGGCUUAUUGCCUCCAGGGCCUCUUAUAUCAGUUGGAAGUGGAUCCAAUGUAGGUCCAUAUGGAUUUAUGCCAGCCUCAUUAUAUGGGCACCCUGGUCAUCCAGGCUUAGAUAAACCUGGUUCUAUGCCACCAUUGAUGCAACAAGUACCUCCUUCACAUACUCUUACUGGAACAAGUUUGAUUUCCCAGCAAUCUAACCAAAAUGAUCCAUCCAUGCCUCAAGAUCUCAAAAUUAAACAAGAAGUUCCAGAUAACAUGCCAGCUAACUUAUCAACACAAAAUUUAUCUGAUCCCUUGCAGUCUCUGAAGGAAGUGAAAGUUCCAGGAUAUCCAAUUGGAAGUGCUAUAGCACAACACCUGAGUUCAGAGAGAGAUAGAGAAUCAAUGUCAAGUGUAGAAAAUAACAGCAGACCACCAAGUCAACCUCAAAAUGAAAAUACCAGUAUGCCUAGUGCAUUCCUAGGCCCUCGGAUAGAAAGUAUAAAGAAAGAACCAGAUUUCUUGCACCAACCACAUUUAACACCAGUAUCGCAAAGUCAAGGUAGUGGGCUAGAGUCUACAAAUACUGCUCCUCCUGUGAAGAGUCCACAUACACCUACACCGAUUAAAAGCCAGCCAAGUCAUAAUGGGACUCCCAACCACCCCCACCCUUCAGCGACGACAUCGCCGUUUUCUAGACAUAUGACAAGUCCAUCGCAGCCCCGACAAAUUUCUGCUUCGCCCAUUCAGCAUACGCCGGUGUCUCACUCGGCUCUUAAUUUAAUGAAUCCCACACCUCUUUCAAUACCGGCUACAAUGGCUGGUCCAAUGAUGCAUUCUGGCCAGCAACCUGGUCCACACCCGCACCCAUUUGCAUCACCUUUACACCAUCCUCACCACCCCUUGCUUCACCCAUCUUCGAUAUUCCAGCUGUCUGCAGCAGCAGCUGCACAUGCAAUGCAUCCUUACUACCCCCACCCACACCCAGGAUAUUCUAUGCCGUAUCCAUAUCCAUAUGGACCAUUACCGCAGCCUCACCCAAUACCACCAAUGCACCCUGCAGCAAGUGCACCAGGAAGGCACGACCCAGUGAAACCAUCAACUAUUGAAUCAACAACUAUGCUUAGUGCUCAUCACAGUACCAGUUCAUCUGUAACAACUAGAUCUCUGAGGGAAAUUUCGGAAAGCUCAGAUGAUCCAAGAAAUCCAAGUGCGACAGAACGUCAUCAGCUGCAUGAAACUACAAUGACACAUCAUCACUCAACCAGUCACCACAGUGCCGUGCAUACAAGUACAGAAAAGCAACCCAGCCAUGUUGGAGGAGGGACUAACCAUACCCUCUCCAUAUCUCACUCCACUUCAAGCAGUUCAUCACAGUCUAUCCAGCAUAAAAUUAAUACGCAACAGAAAUCCAGUUCACAUUCUAAUUCACCUCUUCACUUGUCAGCUAGUGUAUCUCAGACAACUAGUAGUUCUGCUAGUGUCAAUGUGACUAACAAUCACACUCACCAUCACUCGCACCACCUCGCUCACCAUCCAGAGCGAUUAUCGCCUGCAGACUCUAUGCUUCUGCGUCAUCACCCGAAAAUGCUGCCCGGAAAUCCAAACCACCUAAUGAUCCAGCCACCAUCUAUGGGACACCCGGGUUUGAGCUUAGGAUUGCCUCCAGGCCCAGGGCCGAGCUCUAUUGAAAGUUUACGAUUGCACGCUCAAGCUGCGGCCGGCUUGCAAGCAUCGCACGGUAGAUCGGGCUCUCCCCAUCAGCUACCCCACGGUCAUCCGCAUCUACGUGGACCGCCGCGUCCGAUACCUGAUGAAAAUCCAGAGUUGAAACUGGAAACUCAAUCACAACCAGAAGAAGAAGAAAUUCCUAGCCCAGCACACAUCCCACAUGGGCCCAGCCCAGAACCAAAAAUUGAAGAUACUGAGUGUCACAGAUCACAAUCUGCGAUAUUUUUAAGGCAUUGGAAUCGUGGAGAUUAUAAUUCAUGCACGCGUACUGAUCUAAUAUUUAAACCAGUGCCAGAAUCUAAGCUCGCUCGAAAACGAGAAGAAAGACUCAGAAAGCAAGCCGAGAGAGACCGAGAGGAAAGAGAGAAAAUAGCCCAACAGGCACACAGAAAGAUAGCGACGCCAGAAAAACCUGAAACGAAGCCGCCUUCUAGAGGUGCUAUUGAGACGAUAAGUUCGCCAUACGACAGGUUCCCGAGACCACCUGGGUAUCCCGACACACCAGCGUUAAGGCAACUGUCAGAAUACGCCCGACCACACGCUGGCUUCAGUCCUGGCAACAUGCCUCGUCACUGCAUGGAUCCAAUGCUCCAAUAUCAGCUGAGUUCCAUGUACGGCGCUGCAGGCGCACGGGAGCGACUCGAACUGGAGCAUCUCGAGCGAGAAAAGAGAGAUAGAGAAAUAAGGGAGCUGCGGGAACGAGAACUAAACGAUCGAUUAAAGGAGGAGCUACUUAAAAAUAAUGUCGGGCCCCGGGCACUAGAUCCGCAUUGGCUCGAAAUGCACAGAAGGUACGGAAUGCCGCCACCGCCGCCCCAGGGUGCUAUUCCCGUACAAUUCGGAUUGUAUCCGCCCGGCCACGGCCCAGCAGCCCUUUCGCAGUUGGAGCGAGAACGAUUGGAACGCCUAGGCAUACCGCCUGCGGGGGCAGGCGGGCCCCCGGUGUCCGUGCCGGUCUCGGGUGCUCCGCCUCACCACCCCCAUCAUCCGCACCCCGGAGUGGCGGCGGCGCAGCUGGAGGCGGCGGAGCGGCUGGCGUUGGCCGCGGACCCCAUGGUGCGCCUGCAGAUGGCGGGCAUCAACCCGGAGUACCACGCGCACACGCACGCCCACACGCACGCGCACUCGCACACGCACCUGCACCUGCACCCGGGGCAACAGGCGGCAGCGCAGGCGCAGCAGGACGCGCUGUCGCUGGGGCUGGGCGCCAACUCACCGUACCGCCCGCUGCCGCACCCCGACCUGCUGAGCCGGCCGUACGCUGAGCAGCUGGCGCAGCAGGCGGCGGCGCACGAGCAGCUGCAGCGCCAGCUGCUGCUGGAGCGCGAGCGCGGCUUCCUGCACCCGGCGCACCACGAGGAGUUCAUGCGCCAGCAGCGCGAGCGCGAGCUGAAGGUGCGGGCGCUGGAGGAGGCGGCGCGCGCCUCGCGGCCGUAGGGGCCCGCGCGCCUCCCGCCCGACCCCGCCGUUGUGGUGAUCGAGUGAGCUGAGGCGCCCCGCUCGGGGGACUGUGUGUAGAGUACGCCGAGUGUUCACGCGCUAGUGUUACGAGAUAGAGAACCAGACGGUUUUAUUUUUACGUGUGACGAUACCUGUAAUUUAUAUUUAUAACUUAAGUAUUUAAGUUUUUUUUAUAAUAUUUUUAUAGUCGCAUGGUCGUGUAGUACGCUUGUUUCCAUGCUCAAAUUUAUUUUGUAAUGACUAGUCAUAAUUAAAUUAUAUUUUGUAGAGAACGGGACGAGAGUCACACGUUAUUACGCAGAGUGCUGUUAGACUAAAUUAUUGUUUUAUAUUUUAAUUAAUGAAUUACUUAAUGAUUAUUAUACAGAUAAAGGGUGCUGGUAAACAUUCUCUGGAAUGGGCCACGCGUCUAUUUACCUUACGAAGUAAACCAUGCAUAUGUUCAUGACAUACUAACAGAGUUAUUGUACUUUUGAAGAGAUUUAAGAUGAACUAGCAACUGUCACUUGCCUUCUAUUCGACUUGCCUUUUUCAUGUACUUGAUCUAUCGUGGAGGAUCUGUCUUUAUUGAUAUAAUAUAAAAGGGUUUAAAAUACAUUGGCCUUGUAUUGCUCCCAUACAUUGAAUGAAAGUGAAACAAAUUAAUUUUUCAAAUCAAUUGAACUAUAAAUUGUUUAAAGUUGUAACAUAUCAAUCUUCAAAACUUGUUAUGGCAGAUCGCAAUCACUUUUAGGGUUCCGUAUCUCUAGAGAAAAA
Molecule: messenger RNA, 6642 nt
Organism: Maniola jurtina (meadow brown)
Lineage: Eukaryota; Metazoa; Arthropoda; Insecta; Lepidoptera; Nymphalidae
Gene: Gug
Product: arginine-glutamic acid dipeptide repeats protein
Exons: 1
Coding region: 370-5862 (1830 amino acids)
Cellular component (GO): nucleus
Molecular function (GO): transcription corepressor activity
Source: RefSeq, a predicted model, not a curated record